AUGGGGAAGGGAGCGGGAAAGGAUAGGGGCAGCUCAUCUAUCAGCGUGUGGAAAAAGGACCUCGGGCCGAAUCUGGGGGAUGUGUUUCUAAGAGCCAGCUUAGAGCGCGGAAAGAAUGGGGAGAGGAGCAACCAACUGGGCCUCCCCCCCGAUGGUGGCCGCGGUGGUGGUAGCAGCCCCCCCGCGGGGGGCGGGGAAAAACGGGUGAGCCGCCCAUUUAGCAAUUUCGCCUGCAGAAACGAAUUCACGUUCGACACAAACGUUACGUGCUUCCCAAACUACAUGCACAAGUCGUCCCUACACAUAAAAAAAAAAAUAGACAUCUGCGAUGUGAUCGUUGAGGUGAGGGACGCCCGGUUGCCCUUCACCAGCACGAAUGACUUCAUCAUGGAAAGCAUAGAAAAAAAAAACAAAGACAAAAAAAGAAUCAUUAUCCUAAACAAGGCGGAUUUAAUCCCCAGGAGAGUAGCCCUAAGGGCAAAGAACAUAAUAGAGGAGAAGACCAAACAUGUGUGCCUACUAACGUCAGCCAAAUUUAAUAAGGGCAUCUCCAAAAUUAGGGACCUAUGUAGAGAAAUGAAGCCCCAAUUUAGCAGCCUAGGGUUAUUUGCCCUACUAGUAGGACUACCCAACGUAGGCAAGUCCAGCGUCAUCAACUCGUUUAAAGAUGUGACGCAUAAUUUAGCCAAGUAUGGGCAUAAGAAUAACAAAAUAGCCUUCGAGGUGAAUAGGAAGAAGGCCAAGACGAACGUCAUCGCGGGGACCACUCAGACGAUUGACACGUAUAAAGUUUCGCACAACCCGCUGCUCUACUUUGUAGAUACGCCUGGGAUUUAUUUGCCCAAAAUGGAAGACAAAGAAAUUAGCCUCAAGUUAUGUGCCUUGGGAAAUGCCCUCGAUUACAAGUACGACCAUAUGUAUGUAGGGGACUACAUUUUAUACACUCUAAAUAAACAGAUGCAUUUUAAUUAUGUUAAGAUGAUUGGCUUAGACGAACCAACCAAUGACAUUCGCUUCGUCUGCAACGUCAUAGCCACCAAGCUGAACCUCUGUAGGAAUUAUAAGUACCUUGACAUGAAUGGCGGCUGCCGCUAUUUUAUCGACUUGUUUCGCCUGGGCCUCUUCGGGCGCAUUUGCCUGGACAAGGUGCCCCGCUCCACUGAGGACUUUGUCACCUACUUUGACUUCAAUUCCGCGGAGCCCCUCGCCGUGGAUGCGCAGGGGGGACCCGCGCCGUUCCGCGGCCUGCUAUAG
Messenger RNA from Plasmodium vivax (malaria parasite P. vivax), 1254 nucleotides. RefSeq lists its product as hypothetical. NCBI's taxonomy places the organism in Eukaryota, Apicomplexa, Aconoidasida, Haemosporida, Plasmodiidae. The coding region runs from base 1 to 1254 and encodes 417 amino acids. The record is from RefSeq and is a predicted model, not a curated record. The transcript has a single exon. Gene Ontology annotation, molecular function: GTPase activity; GTP binding. Gene Ontology annotation, cellular component: mitochondrion.